CAGCCAAACCCCUCUCGAUCACCCAUCCGAGCCAAACAACCACUCGAUCGGUGAGCCUGCGCUGUGCACGAUGGCGACCGGCAACGCGACGGCGCUGAGGGCCCUGGUGGUGACGACGCUGGUCUCCUUCCUCCUCAUCCAGGGAGUGGCCGGCGAGUUCGUGUGCUGCUUCUGCGACUGCUACAACGCCUGCAAGAACGACCCUAGCCGUCCCAAGGACAAGGUGGCCUGCCACUGGGAGUGCUUCAACAAAUCCAGUUGCAGGUUCAGCUGCAAGAACCCCGGUAACUGCGGGCGGCACUCCUCCAAUGGUGACGACGUGGGUGUGGCCAUCGCUUCCGGCGGAGGCAGUCUGGGCAUGGUGAAUGGCACUGGAGCUGGAGGGGCCGGCGGUGGCAGUUUGGGCAUGGUGAAUGGCACUGGAGAGGGAGUCACUCCUUGAGAUCUGGAGGAGGCUGCAUGGAGAAUGGAGGCUUUAGGAGGAAAGACAUGAUCUGGUGGCCGUAGAGGCUGAGAGCAAUAGUAAUAGUAAUCCGAAUAAAAAUGCAUGCUUGCGAUGACUGAUGAGAUCUGUUCUCCAUUCUGGAAGUUUCAUGAUGUUUGUGAUUAUAUAUGGACUUGAUCACCUACAUUUGUGUGUCCCUGUCGUUUUAUUAUGCUUGACAAUUAAUGUUUAAGAGAGAAGCCUGGAGUG
Setaria italica (foxtail millet) is the source of this 694-nucleotide messenger RNA. RefSeq lists its product as uncharacterized. Bases 71 to 442 code for a protein of 123 amino acids. The record is from RefSeq and is a predicted model, not a curated record. The transcript is spliced from 2 exons. Lineage: Eukaryota; Viridiplantae; Streptophyta; Magnoliopsida; Poales; Poaceae.